UGAUAGAAAACCUUUGGGCCCAGAAGCAAAAACAAAACCUAUAAAAUGCUGGUGACUUACUGACUGACUCGUGAGCUUUGCCAAAAUGCUAUCCAAAGGAGUGGGAACGAUGGCAACAACGGCGGCAAGAUCUUUAUCCAUACCUCACAAUCCCAGGCAUAAACUCAAACGGGUUUUCACUCCUUUGUCAUUUUGUUCCUCGGCAACCAGAGCAAGAAAGCUGGUUCUCUACUCAAAGCCUGGGUGUUGUUUGUGCGAUGGCCUCAAAGAAAAACUCCAGGCCGCCUUUUCACUUUCCGGCCCAGACUCGCUCCACGACGUCACUUUACAGGUGAGGGAUAUUACCGGCAAUCCUGAAUGGGAGAAGGCAUACCAGUAUGAGAUACCUGUUUUAGCCAAAGUACUCUCUGAUGGCACCGAGGAAAUACUGCCUAGAUUAUCUCCUCGACUUGGGGUGGAGCUCGUCCAAAAGAAGAUAUCCGCUGCUUUUAGACAGGGCAUUUCGUUGCACCAAAAAGGAAAAGAAAAUGAUAAGGAUGGUACAAGAGAUGAAGAGUUCAAGCCACCUGCAGCUGUCGCUGGUCAUUGAAGAGGAUUACUACCAUCGAUAUAUGACUUUAUGCAAAAUGAAGAAAGUAGAUAACAAGGAAUUGAAUAUUACUUCAAAGUAGGUUACCAUUGUUGCAAGUGACUGGAUCGAGAACCUACCUGACUGAUUCCAAUUCCCACUAUGCAUCUUUUGCACCAAUAGGAACUUCCAUGUUGAGAGAGGUUCUAUCUUUUACAGCAAUGCUGUGUCCUUUUAGCAAGAUUCUAUGAAACUUGACCAUAUGUUUGAUUGGGGCAUAGAGCAUUUUCACAGGUGGUGUAGUGUUCAAUAAACUGGAGGGUCAAGAUAAGUAGAUUUGUCUCGAUUCUUGACCUGUCAUCUUGAAUGAUAAGUAACUACCAGUCGAGGGUUGAUCAUCUUUGCAAAGUUGAAUGGUCUUCAUCCUCGCAUUCUCAUCAUAUCUGGCAACGGAAUAUGAUAAACUGUCAGGUUCAGUAACAUGUCGUGCACGCACCCCUUUGGUAUCUUCUCUUCCAUUACCAAGGGAAAAGCAGCUCAUUCUUCUCAACAGUCACGCAUGAUCUCUCACUUCAAUCAUUCUAAAGAAACCAAUAUAAUAUCAACCUCUCAAAUAAAAGUUUUUCCACUUUGGAUUGCCUUGUGCUUUCUACCAACAGGACAGAAGUCAUCUCUGCUUUAUCAGUGUCUAUAUUCUCUAAGUAAUUUCACAAGCCCUGGUUCACCCAAUCCAACUAUAAUGUUUUCUUAACUACUACAUUGUGGUUUUAGCAUAAAAAUUGCAAAUAACAUUAAUUUCAAAACUUUUGCACUAUGCAUUCUAUGAUUUGUAUCUCAGCAAGGCACUUUAUAUGCCCUAUUUUUUUAAGAUUUCUUUUUAAUUUUUUUAAAUGAUCCAUAUGUAUUUAAUUAUAGGAAAGCAUACAAGCAUUUGAAAAUUAAAUGAAAACAAUCAUUUAGCUACAAAUUCAUACCAUAUCAGUUAUCAGCAUAGAACUAACCCGAGGAACAAGGCCAAUCAUUUUCCUAGGUGCCAAUCCGUUCAUCCCUUUAAUCAUGCAACCCAAACUUUAUAGUCCAAGCAACUUUCUCAUAUACUUUUUCCUUUUGGUCUAAGACGUAAGUCUCACAAAUAUAUUUGAGUCGGUAUCUAGCCUUAUCCGAUUCAAAUAGUUUGGGAGAUCUGAUUGACCAUUUUUUUUCAUGCCAAUACAGGAAUAGGCAAUUUGUCAUCUGUUUGAAACUGAGAGAUAGUGAUAAUUUGCAAUUUACUGAUGUAGUGUUCCACUGAGAAAGCCCAAGUUCACCAAUUGAUCUUGCAAUUGUGUUCUGAUGGAUGAGAGCCUGUAAAGGUUGGUACAAUGGCUUUCGGCUUGUUCAACCAUAGUUUUGAAAUGACUUCUCCAAUUGUUUGCCAGCCACAGGUUGCAGGAAGGAUUACAGGAUAGCUGAAAUAGUGGAUUCCAAUUGGUUUAUCAGAAGAAUUCCCACUAAUUAUCUCAAAAAAAAAAAAAUCAUUUCAGGAUCCUGGAAGCUGAAAGCCACCAAAAUGAUUUAUAGGCUAUCUCAACUUGUACAUUGUCCUAAGACUCUCUACCCUCAAGCACAGGCUUUGACAAGGAAAAAGGCACCAGUAUCAUCAUUUUCUGAUGUCAAUUACUGAAAGGAGACAAUGUUUCAAGAAGUGAUGGAAUAAAACAUUAGCGAAAGAAAGCAAUCAAACAAGAAAAUCUCAUGCAAAAACAGGUUGUCUCUUACACGGCACGAUGGAAAGGCUGAUUGAGGCUUAAAGCAAAGAAAAGUAGUCUUACUGUCUUUUUUGACCCAUUUUCCCGAGCGACAUGUUACUUUUUCAUGUUUGCAAGUUUGGUCUCCCAAACUCUAUUUGUUGAUCAUGGACUUAAGCUGGUUUUUGCAUAAGUUCCUUGCUCCCUUGGCAUCUUAAAGCAAAUUAAAUUGAGCUGUGUGGCACAAUAAUUGGCUACCCUAUUUCGAACCAGAUCAGUUCAAAUACCAGUCUGUUUUUGCCAUGGCUACACGAGAUUGUCAUCAAUGAAUUCUUCAUAACAAAACUGAACUUAUAUAUA
Messenger RNA from Theobroma umbraticum, 2655 nucleotides. RefSeq names its product Thioredoxin superfamily protein. Lineage: Eukaryota; Viridiplantae; Streptophyta; Magnoliopsida; Malvales; Malvaceae. The record is from RefSeq and is a predicted model, not a curated record.